Porites lobata is the source of this 276-nucleotide messenger RNA. NCBI's taxonomy places the organism in Eukaryota, Metazoa, Cnidaria, Anthozoa, Scleractinia, Poritidae. The record is from the annotation of a GenBank genome assembly.
AUGGCGGCCAAGAAGAGCAUGAAGGAGUCUCAUGGUAGAAAGUGGAGUGAGGAUGAACUUAAGGAGUUUGCAUCUGUUCUCGCAGACGACCGAACUGAAUUUGCAUUAAUUUUGGAGACUCUUGCACUCAAAAAGUCAGCUAAUGUUCAUAUUUUUGAAGCCAUUAAGAAAGAGUUAGAUGCUUGUUUACAAGCGAAGACAGCAACCAGUUCUAAGAAAGGAAAAGCAAAGGAAAUCGAUACAUCAGUUGUUAAGCUACGAGCAAAAUAUAAAUAA